Molecule: messenger RNA, 5856 nt
Organism: Myxocyprinus asiaticus (Chinese sucker)
Lineage: Eukaryota; Metazoa; Chordata; Actinopteri; Cypriniformes; Catostomidae
Product: zinc finger protein 628-like
Exons: 6
Coding region: 1669-5187 (1172 amino acids)
Biological process (GO): regulation of transcription by RNA polymerase II
Molecular function (GO): RNA polymerase II cis-regulatory region sequence-specific DNA binding; DNA-binding transcription factor activity
Source: RefSeq, a predicted model, not a curated record
ACCUCUGUCCUAAGGCCUUCAAGGGCUCAUCUGCCUUGCUUUACCACCAGAGGUCUCAUUCAGGAGAGAAACCCUAUAAGUGUGACGACUGUGGAAAAGCCUUCAAGCGCUCCUCUCUUUUGCAGUUUGCUGUACGCUUGUUCUCUGCACUCACGAGUCUUCAGCGGAGGAUUCCUCGUCUCUGCCCAUGUGUCGGGAGAGUGAUUGCCUUCCAGUCUGCUGGGCGCUGUUCUCUGCACCUCACUGCACUUCAACAGAGGAUUGCUACGAAUCAGCUCCUGACUUCCACAAUGCACACACUCGCCUACGAACACACUAUUCUGGAUUUGCCCAUUGCGCAGCCACGGCGUGCAUGCAUCAACAAACUUCUCUUCGCUACUGCAGCCGGUGCCGGAAUCCUCAGUAUUAGCCAGCACAGUUUAUUGUUAAUAAAUCCUUUGAACUGUUCCUCUGCUCUUGGGUCUCUUUGUCUCGCUCUUGCUCUGUGACAGCUUGAUCAUAAAGUUUCUAUUGCAUCAGAAAAAUACUAAGACAGAUUAGAGUACAACAAGAAUAAUAUAUAAAUAUAUAUAAUAAAAAUUUUUAUUGUAUGGUCAAGUGCAAUAUUGUUGACCCUUGCCUAAAUGUAGACUUCUAGGGGUUCUUUUUCAUUUCUGAAAUUGUACUUUCUCGUUUCAUUUCCUUUUUUUCUUUCCUUAGGAAAUAAGGAUGCAAGGAAAGGAAACGUGGACGGAGGAAUCGUAGCUAGAUGUAUUUGUAAAAUGGAAUGCCCUUCUCACUCAUCGCAUCACUUUAAAGCGCCGUCUCUGUACAGAUGCAUUACAUUGGAGUGCUUUCCUCUAUGUUGUUGAAACUUGUUUAAUUUAUAAAAACUAAUAAUUCAAGAUGCACUGUUGAAGUAUGUGACAAUUAUGGUUUAUUUAAACCGCAAAGGUGAAACAUGAAUUUAAACUGUUGUGUCAGAUGUGAGGGGGGAGGAGAAUUUAUAUGUCGGUCAGGAGCUUUGGCCAAAAAGUCUUCCGCAUAGGAUUCUCCUUGGCUUACUCACUCAAGCGACCUCGGUAAUCGUCCUCCGUCCUUGAUCCUCGCCUCCUUGUGGUGCAUUUAGAGAACUGAUACAUCCUUCAUGAUGGCGGACUUUGAUUAGUUUCCGGGUCACGGGCUGGAGGACGGAGGAGCGAGGAAAUGAGGAUACACAAUUUAAGAAAUUAAAAGCACCCUAGGAGAUAAUUGUUUUAGCUAUAUUGCCCACCACUAGUACCAAUACAUAGUACUGGUUUUUUAAACCAGGAUUCAUUCUCAGCAUGUAUGAAUUAAUGUAUUUAGUCUUAAAAGUGAUUCUCACUCUGACUUUGGUGCAAAUUUUACAAUACUUGAUGUACUUACUGUCACAAUGAUUUAUAUAUCCAGAUUCAUCGCAGUGUGCAUACAGGUCUACGCACUUUCCAGUGCUCCUAUUGCCCUUUGACCUUCAAAUGGAGCUCACACUACCAGUAUCACCUCCGCCAGCACACUGGUGAAUGUCCAUACCCAUGUGACAUCUGCUCCAAAGCCUUUAAGAACUCCAGCAGCCUGCGUCGCCAUAAGAAUGUACACCUGGGUUUCAAGCCUUACGUCUGUGAUGUCUGCAAUAAAGCCUUCAGUCAGUCAACUAACCUGCGGCAGCACAUGCGUAUACACACGAGUGAACGUCCGUAUGUUUGUGGGGAAUGUGGGCGCAGCUUCGCGCAUUCGUCCAACUUGGCACUGCAUCGCUUCUCACACAUAGAAGGAAAGGGAAAGGGUGCUGGAAAGGCUGAAGGGGCCAGCUCAGGGUCAGCUCCUCGAGAGGUGGAGGUGGUGCUGACAGAAGAUUUGAACACAGUUGGGAUGACCAUAUCUGAAAUGGUCGGCCUUGUGGGUGGACAGGAGGGAGGGGUCGGGCAGGUGUUCCUGUCUCACAGUGCACCCUCACCUGCUACCUCAGGCACAUCCCAUCAAAAUCUCCUUCCCCAGCUUACCCUCACACCCACUUCCUCCACUAUCACAGGCACAGAGCAUUUGCACAUUAACAAGACAGACACUGGUGCUAGUGUUUUGCUGUUUAGCUGUGGCAGCUGCAAUGAGACAUUUUCAACACAAAGUCACCUUGAGGAGCAUCAGGCACUACACCUGAACAGCCUUGGCCCAAGGACUGGGGGUGGAGUUGCAACAGAAAAUAGCACAGAGGCUGAGGGAAGUGGGGUGUCACUGGUCGGGCCAACACCAUUGUUGGCUGAUUUUGAAGAGGUUGUUGAAACCACCACAGUUGCAGAUAGCGGGCAGAGGGCUGAGUUACUUGGUCUGGAUGGGGUCAGAAACGAAUCAGGACAGGCUCAGUUUGAUCUUCUGCAAAGAUUCACUACGUCUAUGAAUCGGAUGCCUUCUGAUUCUUGUGUGCAAUCUACAACAGAAUGUGCCUUCUGUGGGAAGAGUUUCAAAACCAGCAGUGGACUGACACAACACAUGGCCCAGUCCCAUUCUCUUGCUCUGUCUGAGUCCCGUUCUCAAUUCAACUGCUCAGCAUGUGACCGCUCCUUCCCGCUGCUCUCUUCUCUGCUCACCCACCAGCACUCCCACACUCCAGAGCAGAGAUUGCUUGCAGAGGCAGAGGCAGAAAUUGUCUGCCCCUCUCUCUCGCUGCCCCUUCCCUCUUUAAAGAGAGAGGGAGAAGAUGGAGAAAGAGAGAUCCAUGUCAGUCUAAUUGCUGUCACUGAGGAGGGAGAGAGACAAGCUGUGAAGCCAUCUGCCAAAGCAUCAGGAAAGGGAAGCAGGCGAGGUGGAGGUAGCAAGACAUCUGCCACAAAUAAUGAGAGGCCAUAUCACUGCUCUGAGUGUGGGAAGUCAUUCAAAGGUUCAUCAGGACUUAGGUACCACAUGAGAGACCACACUGGGGAGAGACCGUAUCGAUGCACAGAGUGUGGCAAGAGCUUCAAAAGGUCCUCACUGCUCUCCAUACACCAACGGGUCCACACAGGUGUGCGGGCUUUUCAGUGCCCCUACUGUCCACUGACCUUUAAGUGGAGCUCACACUACCAGUACCAUCUUCGCCAGCACACAGGCGAGCGCCCAUAUGUAUGUCAGGAAUGUGGCAAGUCUUUCAAGAACACCAGCUGUCUCCGUCGCCACAGUCAGCUCCAUUCUGGCCUACGUCCGCAUGCUUGUUCUGUGUGUGGUAAGGCUUUCUCUCAGACCUCCAAUCUCAAACAGCAUGAAAGGACACACUCCGGAGAGAGGCCCUUCCAGUGUUCUCAGUGCCAGAAGGGCUUCACACACUCCUCCAAUCUGCAGCUGCACCUGCGCACACACUCCUUGCGCAAGGACUUCAAGUGUCAACACUGUGUAAAAGAGUUUGUCACGCUCUCCUCCCUGCAAAGGCACCUGAGGACACAUAGUUCCAGGGGUGUAGUAGCAUGUACGAAGGAGGUGGGGAAGGUGGCUAGAGGUGGUGGGGCACCAGAGACAACAAUGCUGAAUUUAAACAUGAAUGUAUCUGGUGGGCUUCCCUCAUUGUUUCCCACUGAUGGUAAUUCUACAUUGAUUAUUUCACCCCCAAAUCUAGACAUACCUCCAAACACAUCACAGAAUUAUUUCAUGAUCCAGACAACUUCAGGACUGCAGCUGAUCCCACUGUCCAAUCCCACACCAACACAGCCAGCCCCUCCUCCUCCACCCCCACCCCCACCACAGACUCAGAAUUUCCUGCUUCUUCAGUGCCAGUCUAACAAUGGAAACCAGCCUAGUCUGAUUCUGGUCCCCACAACAUCCAAUACAAACACUCUUCGCACCCCUUCAGAACCACAGACCCUUCCAUUGUUGCAAACCAUUCCAGCACUGCCCAAAGUUUUGGCCCCAGCCCAACCUCAGAUCCAACAAUUUCAAUCAGUUCAGACACAGCAGAGAUUUAUUUUGACCAAUAAUAAUCCUCCCCUCAUCACUUCCCUGCCACAAAGCACACCAACAAUUGCUCAUCCCGUUUUAGGCACUGUUAGUCGUACCAGGAAAGGAGGUACUAGGCGUGGACGGAAGCCUAAAGCUGCUAUCCAAACCCCCCCCACUGCCAUUAAGACUACAGCAGUCAAACAACCAUUGAUGUCGUCAGCUGCAACUUCCACAUCUACCACAACAUCCAUUGCCACUUCUGUUGCUUCCUCAACGACAGAGUUCCAGCAGCUUAAUGGUUAUGAUGAUCUACCAACUGUGUCAUCUGUCAGCUCUAGCCAAGUGCCUGAAAGCCCUAUUGUCCCUGCUGUUGGCAUUGUGUCAGUGACACCAAACUCCGAUAAUUCCCAUGUUCUAAGAGGUGAUCCUGAGAGUUCUCCAGUCGAGGAGAAACCUGUCCAAGAAAUCUCGAGGGAGCGCUUUGUUUUGUGUUUAGAGGAAGGGAUGGAGGACGGAGGACCGGGUGAUGGGAUGGAGGUGGAGAUGGAGGGAGGGAGUGAUGCAGGGCGGUCAUAUGUCUUGCAGAUUGAAGAUGAAGGGCAGCAAGAAGAGGGAGGCAAUAGUGAGGGACUAAAACAAAAAUAUGUGCUUCGGUUUCAGACAGAGCAUGAGGGAGAUGGAGAAAGAGAGAAGUCUGAAAUGGUCUCUCUUAACCUUCUACGAGAGUGGACUGGUCAGAGCGAGGGGCAUAGAUCUGUUGAGACUGAAGGAAGUGUUGAAGUAGAGAAGUCAUUUGUAAUUCAUUUUCAAACUGAUCCUCAGGGUGAGGAGGACCUUCAGCCAAGCUCGGACUAUAUGGGAAGCCCAGGUGAGGAUCUCAGCCUUUCCUGCCAUCCUGCUCAAGCCUUGGUGCCUCUGGAAGGGCAGGAUGUGGUUUUUGAGCUAGGUAAUAAAACUAAAAUGGAUGUGAGCACAGGCCCUGGAGACAGACAAAUGAUUGCACUGAUAGAAGGUGAGGGCAACAGCUUUAGGGGAGGGGGUGGUUUUAAAGGGGCUGUUGAGGAAAACUCUGGGCAAAUGGAGGGAAUAUUUCAGUUAGAGGGAGGAGAGGGCAUUGUUAUAAUUGAAGUUAGCACCAGCAGUUUGAGAGACAGUGGAAUAGAGUCAGCAGAAGUAGGACAUACUUUAGUGGAAGAAAAUGAUGGAAGGCAAACUAGUGAUGCACAUGCAGCACAAGAGGAAGUAACAUUAGAGGUGCCAAAAGUUCAUGAGGUCGAGAGCAUAUAAUAAUUGGAGAUCGGAAUGAUUAAAACUUCAGGCUAAAUAUGGCAUAACUUUUUAGUUUAACUGGCUUUAACACAAAUCACACCUUAUGACACUUCAUGUCCAAACUAUUCAUAUGAAGUAGUGGUUGACUCUCUGUAAUUCUAAAGUGUUCCUUUUGGAUGGUGAUUAACAGUUAUAGACAUUAGGAAGCAAAUGUCAGUACUGUAGCUGUACGACCAACACAGGACCUAAAGAAUGUUGGAUCCUAAAGUAUAUAAAUCAACGUGGACUUUUCCCUUGCACAAACAGACACCACAGUGUCUUCUUCCUCUGGUGUUUUUACCUUCAGACUGCACUUCAUGAGGAUAAAGCAUAUUGCUUGGAAGUUGUAGAACUUUGUUCACCUGGCCCCUACGGGGAGCUGUUUCACAAACCACAAUCAUCAGAUACAACCCAGCUGAAAAUAAUGGUUUCUGUUUGAAGGAAGUCCCUGGUGCUCUUCUACAUCCAGGGUGCACUGAAAAGAGAAAUAAUUUAUAAUUUAUUAUUAAUUAUGAACUAUAUUCAGAUAUGCUGUCAUGUUGACAGUGACUGUACAGAGUGAACUUUUGUAAAUAUGUCUAUUUGUGUUCAUUCUUCAUAUUGGUACUAGUUUAUGACAAUUACCAAUAAAAAUAGGUAUGAAUGUCA